Debaryomyces fabryi is the source of this 1359-nucleotide messenger RNA. Its product is annotated as TDT family transporter. The record is from RefSeq and is a predicted model, not a curated record. Lineage: Eukaryota; Fungi; Ascomycota; Pichiomycetes; Serinales; Debaryomycetaceae. Gene Ontology annotation, molecular function: sulfite transmembrane transporter activity. The transcript has a single exon. The coding region runs from base 1 to 1359 and encodes 452 amino acids. Gene Ontology annotation, biological process: transmembrane transport; sulfite transmembrane transport. Gene Ontology annotation, cellular component: plasma membrane.
AUGUCUUUAAAAUCGUCGGAAAGCAACGAAAGAAAUUUCAAAGGAUCAGAUUUUCCUAUAAGCAGAGAAGAAUCGAACCCAAGCGUUCUAAAGCGAUUUGGGCAUGAAAUAGACCAAACCUUGAUCAAAAACUUUACCCCAGGUUUAUUUGUAACUGUUAUGGGUCCGGGUGUAUCAAGUGGCAUUUUAUAUAAUUUUCCUUACCCAGCAAAAUGGCUCGAAGUGUGCGGUUGUAUUAUGUUUGGAAUUGCAGUGAUAUUUUUGAUUGCAACAUUUACAUGCUUUGUUGCAUCUCUAUUGCGAUAUCCCCAAAAAUUUGCAUCAUAUACCAGUGAUCCUAAUGUUGCACCUUAUAUGGGGUGUUUAUCAAUGGGAUAUAACACGUUGGUAAAUUUUCUUUACUACUUGACAGGGAAGAACUGGACCAUCGGUAUUUUCGUUUUAUGGUGGAUAACGGUGGCAUUGGCAUUGUACACAUCAUUCAUUGUAUUCUACUGUUCCUUUCUUGCUAAGCAGAAAUCAAGAUCCAAUUAUUUGGAUCCAAAAGAUUUACAUACGACUUUGUUGAUGCCCAUGGUUACUCUUAUUGUGUCUGCAUCUACAGCAAAUCUAUUUGCUCUUGACUUACCGUCCGUUAGUUUAAAAGUCACCACCAUGAUUAUAAGCUAUAUCAUGUGGUCCACGGGCAUCAUGAUGGCAGGAAUAAUUAUUUGUGUGCAUUUUUGGAAGCUAUUCGUAUAUAAGAUACCUCCCACAAAUCUAAUCUUUACUACAUUUUUACCUUGUGGUGUUUGCGGUCAAAGUUCCUUUUUUAUUCUUUUAUUUGGCAAUAACGUUCAUAAGCUUCUAGUUGAAUAUCAUCAAACUUUAUUACUGUCUCAUUAUUUGCAUAUUCCUGAUGGCAUCGAUAUUUCUUCACUUAACACUUUAGAAAUAGGCAUUUCUAUGGGCCAAGUAGCGUUGAUCAUCACCGCUAUGAUAGGUUUAUUCUUACUCGCGUUCGGUUACUUUUGUACCUAUAUUGCUGUGAUCUCAUCCAUUUCUAAAAUACGACCUUUCACCAAACAUUACAAUGUUGAUUGUGCUUACAAUCCAUCAAGCCCGAACCCUUUUACAAGGCUAUUUAGAGGUUUUAUUGCAUUCAAUAAAACUUAUUGGGCAAUGACCUUCCCAUUGGGUACAAUGGCUUUAUCUAAUCAUCAGAUUGCGGAAAGCUUUGGUGGUUUGGAAGCAUUUCGGAUAAUCGCUACAAUGUAUGAUGUGUCUUUGGUUUUUAUCACGAUUGGUUGCAUUUGUGGGGUGGUUUAUAAAAUUAUACGCUUUUCAAAUUGUGUCUUCAAAGGUAUAAGCUAUAAAUAA